This is a messenger RNA of Vespula vulgaris, 1953 nucleotides long. RefSeq names its product fidgetin-like protein 1. The coding region runs from base 9 to 1769 and encodes 586 amino acids. NCBI's taxonomy places the organism in Eukaryota, Metazoa, Arthropoda, Insecta, Hymenoptera, Vespidae. Gene Ontology annotation, molecular function: microtubule severing ATPase activity; ATP hydrolysis activity; ATP binding. The record is from RefSeq and is a predicted model, not a curated record. The transcript has 3 exons.
ACAAAAUCAUGUCUUCUUGUAAUACAAAGGACAUUGCCAAAGAAUAUAAUAAUUUUUUGGCAUCUUAUCAAGAAUUAAAAUUUUCAAAACUUAAUCAAGAUCAACACAAAGUUUUAGAUAUUGAACGACGUUGUCUUGCUGUAAAAUAUUUAACGGCAAAAAGAUCAGGCUUUGAGGAUGUAGCAACAUGUUUGUUCGAAAAAGGCCUAGAAGAAUAUCAACAACAGAUAGAAAAGAGCGGAUAUUAUUGGAAUUUAGUUGAAGUGAAAAUUGCUGAAAGUGACAAUGAUCCAUUACAAUGGAAAUCAGGAUUAAACGAUGUAAAAACAGCAGUUGAUUUCGUAAAAUGUUUGCCAUGUCAAGAUGAAAAUACUUUAUCAUGCAAAGAAAGAAUGAUUAAUGAUAGUUAUAUCAAAGAUAUUGUUGAUAUGUGGAAGACACAGGACAUAAGAAAGAGGAAAUGUAAUGUACAAACACGGCUAAUGUACGAAACAAUUCAGACAAAUAAUGAUAAAAUUUCUCUUAUAAAUAAGAAUUUCCAGAAAAAUGAAAUAAAUGUUGCCUCAUCAUCUGCACGAUGUUAUAAUGAUAAAAACAGUCGUUUAGAAUAUAAUAAAGAAGAAUUUCAGAACUUAGAAAAUACAGGUUAUUCAUUUAAAACUGCUAGAGAUGAACUAAGUGCUCAACAAAGUUUAAGGAAUAGGCCAGUACAGAAGAAAACAUUAGGUGGUAAAUCUUCUAUUAAUUCUAAAUUUGUAUGUCCUUUCAAACGCGAGAAAGAAAAAGUAAUUCAUUGCCAAGGCAAUACAACAGAAAAUGAAAGUAAUUUGGCAGAAGUAGAAGAUGAGAGGUUGAAAAAUAUUGAUCCAAAAAUGAUAGAGUUAGUAAAAAAUGAAAUCAUGGAUUUAAGAACAUCAGUUUCUUGGGACGAUAUUGCAGGACUUGAAUAUGCUAAGAAAAUUAUUAAAGAAGUAAUUGUAUUUCCUAUGUUGAGACCUGAUAUUUUUACCGGCUUACGUAGGCCACCAAAAGGAAUUUUAUUAUUUGGACCACCUGGUACAGGAAAAACAUUGAUUGGAAGAUGCAUUGCAGUACAAAGUAAAUCAACAUUUUUUUCUAUAUCAGCAAGCUCUUUGACGUCAAAGUGGAUAGGUGAAGGAGAAAAGAUGGUUAGAGCAUUAUUUGCUGUGGCUAGAGUACAUCAACCUUCAGUUGUUUUUAUAGAUGAAAUAGAUUCUUUGCUUAGUCAAAGAUCAGAAACAGAGCAUGAGAGUUCAAGAAGACUUAAAACCGAAUUUUUAGUACAAUUGGAUGGUGCAGCAACUUCUGAAGAUGAUCGCAUUUUAAUAGUAGGUGCAACAAAUAGACCACAAGAAUUAGAUGAAGCAGCACGUCGUCGUCUUGUUAAAAGACUUUACAUUCCUUUGCCAGAAUUGGAAGCACGAAAACAAAUUGUAAAUAAUUUGUUAACAUCCGUACCAAAUAAUAUCACAGAGCAAGAUAUUAUUGAUAUUGCUCAACAAGCAGAAGGUUAUUCAGGUGCUGAUAUGACUAAUUUAUGUAAGGAAGCUAGUAUGGGACCUAUUAGAAGUAUUCCAUUUAGUCAACUAGAAAAUAUACAAACUGAAGAAAUUAGAUCAGUAACACUUGAUGAUUUUAAAGAAGCUCUACAAAAUGUACGUCCUAGUGUUUCUCAAUUAGAUUUAGCAGUCUAUGUUGAUUGGGACCGCACAUAUGGUUCUGGUUUUCUACAGAAUGAUAAAGUAUGAUAGAAAACUUAAAAAGUUUUAUACUAAUAUAUGAAAAUAAUGAUCUGAUAUUUUAUAACUAAAUUUAUGAUUUUAUUUUGUUUUCAUUUUGCUGUAUCAUAGAUUGUAAAAAAUUAAAGAUAGACAAAUAAAACAUAUUUUUGAAUAAAGAAAUCAAAAUGAACAAAGCUUACAAGUAAAAAUA